AUGCGCCAUAUUGGCAGUCUCCUCCAUCUCAGCAAGCGUCGGGCAUGCACGCCUCUAACCGGUUAUCGAGGAGACGUUUGUAAAUAUUUACUGUGGUCUGCCAGUCGAAAUACAACACUAUGGAGGCGGUCAAAGCCUUUAACAAUGAGCUGUACUCAUUGAAUGAGUACAAGCCCCCCAUCUCCAAGGCCAAGAUGACUCAGAUCACCAAGUCUGGAAUAAAGGCUAUAAAAUUCUACAAGCAUGUUGUCCAGAGUGUAGAGAAGUUCAUACAGAAGUGCAAGCCAGAAUACAAAGUCCCGGGGCUGUAUGUCAUCGACUCGAUCGUCAGACAGUCCCGGCACCAGUUUGGCACAGAGAAGGACGUAUUUGCCCCGCGCUUCAGCAAGAAUAUCAUCUCGACGUUCCAGCACCUCUAUCGCUGCCCUUCAGAUGAUAAGAGUAAGAUUGUGAGAGUCCUGAAUCUGUGGCAAAAGAAUGCGGUUUUCAAGAGUGACAUCAUCCAGCCUCUGUUGGAUAUGGCGGCGGGGAUUCCUCCUCCCAGUGUCACACCCGUCAUGCCCAGCAGUGCUGCCCCGGUCAACAACACUACACCCGGGACCCCAGCUACACCGGCCACUCCAGCCAACAUAGUGCAGGGUCUGCCUGACUGGGCUUCGCAGAUUACCAACACCGACACUGUGGCUGCCGUGGCCCAGAUCUUGCAGAGUCCCCAGGGACAACAGCUCCAGCAGCUGGUGCAGAGUCUGCAGAUGCAGCAGCAGAAGCCCCAGCCGUCCCUGCUGCAGGCCUUGGAUGCUGGCCUAGUGGUGCAGUUGCAAGCUCUGACAGCUCAGCUCACUGCGGCAGCUACUGCCAACAGCCUCAACCCCCUGGAGCAGAGGGUCUCCUCUUUUAAUAAGAAACUUUUGGGUCCUUUUGACUUCGGGAACGAUUCAGAGCGUAACGAAGAAUCUAAAAAGGACAGCUCAACAUCUCAACUGCCCAUGGUGUCGGAGCCCAUUAACAGCUCCCUCUUCCAUCAGUUGGCUGAGCAACUUCAACAGCAAAACCUGGAGCAGUUUCAGAAGCAGCUGCUGGAGCAUCAGCAGAAGGCAAUGAGCAUAGAAGGGCAGGACUCGAUCUUUGGGCAAGAGAACUCAGUUUCGAAUGCUCAGAGCAGCAGCCAGCCUCAGCUUCCAGAGCCAGACAAUAAGAUCGACGACUCCAUAGACAACCAGCAGCAGGACAUGGAUCUAGACGAAGGCCCGGAUGGGAUGGAAGAGGAGAUCUUUGAGGCUGAAGAGAAGAAGACCUUGAACACACGGUCUAGAACAAGGUCAAGGUCACGCUCCAGAUCUCCAAAGAGGAGGAGGUCUAGGUCGCGCUCCGGCUCACGGAAACGCAAGCAUCGAAAACGGUCGCGGUCACGCUCUAGAGAUCGCAAGAGGAAGUCCUCGCGGUCUUAUUCUAGUGAGAGACGCGCCCGAGAACGAGAGAAGGAGCGGCAAAAGAAAGGACUUCCUCCCAUACGGUCCAAGACUCUCAGUGUGUGCAGCACAACUCUGUGGGUGGGCCAGGUGGAUAAAAAGGCCACUCAGCAAGACCUCACCAAUCUGUUUGAAGAGUUUGGCCAGAUUGAAUCCAUCAAUAUGAUCCCUCCCAGAGGUUGUGCCUACAUCUGUAUGGUCCACAGGCAGGAUGCUUACCGUGCCCGUCAGAAGCUCAGCACCGGCACGUUUAAGAUCGGCUCCAAAAUCAUCAAGAUUGCGUGGGCUCUGAACAAAGGUGUAAAGCAGGAGUACAAGCAGUUUUGGGAUGUGGACCUGGGUGUCACGUACAUACCUUGGGAGAAGGUGAAGCUGGAUGACCUGGAUGGCUUCGCCGAAGGAGGAAUCAUCGACCAGGAGACCGUCAAUGACGAGUGGGAAGCUGCCAAGAAUACUGAACAAGCCAAGGAAGCUGCAAGUCAGCCAGUGAGCACUGAGACUACAGCAGCAUCCAACACCCAAACCGAGACCUUCAACCAGCAGGUUACCAUGAUGCCAGUGCAGCUUCCGGUUGCACAGGCGGUUCCCAGCGCGGUCGGUUUGGUGCCUCCUGCCUUCCCUGUCACCAUGGGCAUACCUCCGCCAGGCUAUGGGCCGCCGCCACCCUUCAUAAGGGCCAGCUUCAAUGCCUCACAGCCUCCGCCAGGUUUCAUGCAGGCUGCUCAGACAGCAGGGAUGGCCUCCGCAUCUGCCUCUCUGGUCCAGCCUUCAGUGGGCUCCGGCCAAGAUGCUGUCAAGGAUUCACCGUUCGCUGCUAUGAUUCCUCCAACAAGCACCAUCCCGGGUAGCUUCAUGCCCUCGGCUAUCCCAGGAGCUGGCGUGUUCAACCCAGUGGGAGUGCAAACUCAGCAGGCCGCUAAUGAGAAAACACAGUCUGCAGAGGGCAUGGAUGCUACUGCAGAGCUCACGCUGCAAGGCAUGCAGAACGCUGUCCGCAGUGGAAUGGGUCUGCUGGGCAUGCACCCUACAGCUUCCCUCACCCACCCCCUGCAUCAGUCUGGACUGAGUGGGCAGAGGAUGCCCGGCCUGCUGCCUUUGGAUGUGCGCCCCAACCUGCUCCAACCCGGAGCCGCUGCUCGCUUCCCGCUGCUCAUGCAGCAGGCCCAUGCCCAGCAAACCCCCGGCCUCCUAGACGGUCCAAUCCAAGCUCAAUCCCGCCCCAGGGCUCCCUUCCCUCAGCUGGACCCCUUCCACCGGCCCCCCAACAUAACCAGUGAAAAUGUAUCCAAAACAGAAGAUGAGUCGUCCUCCGGAGCCGACGAGGGCAAAGACCAGGACUACCGCUUUCCUCCGAUGGAAAAGCAGAGCACGGGUCUGCUGCGGACGCCUCCCCCAGAGCAUAGGGAGCCCCUUGCAGGAUCAGGAGCAGGCGUGAGACCACCUUUGCUCCAGACCCCAGGUACUCAGCCAGCCAGAUCUAGCCUCGUAGGCCGUCUGCAGGCUCUUGCAGGGUUUACACCCGAUAACCGCUGGAACCAAGCCAGAGGGGACUUUGAUGAACGUGACGGCAUGCGAGGAGGCCCCCAGGCCCCAGGUGGUCCAAAGGGCUUCCCGGAGGCUGGUCCCACACCUGGGCAGAACUUCCCCAGCCGCUUUGAUAACCGUCCCGGGACAGCAGCCGGUGUUUCUGUAAAUGCCGGAGCUGUUGGGGGGCCACAGGCUUGGAAUCGUAGCGGUAACGUCGCAGCUCCUUUUGAGAGCGAGCUCCAUCAAGACCUAGAUGAAAGAAGACGCCCAUGGGACAGGCAAAGAGAUAGAGAUGAAAGAGAUUUUGACUUCAGGAGGGAGAUGAAUGGAAACCGCCGCAGCCGCGAGAGGGAGCGCGAGAGAGACAGGGGCCGCGACCGCACCAGAGAACACGAACGCGAGCGAGACCACGACAAAGAGAGGGACCCCGAGUCAGAAACCCCAACUCCAUCCGAGGCCCCCCAGGCGCAGCCGACACCCUCGACGCUUUCGCGCGACCCGUCAUCUGACGGCGAAGGUCAGAGCACAUUGACCGAGGCGCCUCCAAAGUCAGAGUCGCCGCCACAACCAGAGACUUCUCCACGCACAGAUUCACCAUCCCAGCCUAUAGCCCAGUCCGCCUCUCAGACCACUGCUUCUUCUGACAGUGACACCCCUAGCCACGCCUCACCACCUGCUGAGGCGUCGUCCCAGGACUCAUCCAUGGCCUUCACACAAGCUGCCAGCCCCCCCGAAGAUACGACUCACUCUGCGGAGGAGCAGAAAAGUGGACAGAAGGAUGAGGAGGAGUCACAAGAGAGACCCUCCUCUCCCCAACCGCAGGGGGUCAGUGGACCUGAGCUGGACAAUGAUCAGAGUGAGCCCGUGGAGGAUGCUGCAAGUCUGCCAGUGGUAGACACUGUCACAGACACUGAGGGGACAUAAUCAUCACUCAGUAGGUAAAAGAUCAUUUUGUAAAGUUGUCUCUUCUUCUCUGUACUCAUGUCAGCAAACUACCACCACCACACGGGACAUGACGAUUACUGACUCACACUGUCUGAUAACAAAUGAUUUUAUCCUCACAGAAACCAGUGUACUUAAAUAGAAGGCUCAUUAGCUGAUUUAUGGAUAGAGACUUUUGUUUGUAUUUUAUUUCCUUUUUUCCUUUUUUUAAGUUGUAAUGCCACACCACCCAUUUUAAUUAUGAGCUUGGUGAAUUUUAUCAAAUUGCCUGCCAAAAUGUUUCAAUUGUAUAUGGGGAAAUUUAGCUUUGACCUUCCUAUGGAAGAGAGUAAGACAUCCUGGCUGUUCGACAACGGAUUGAUAUACUUGAAAAUGGCAGCUGUUGGCCCAAUUUCUGUCUCCUCUUCUUUUAAAAUGCUACUGCAAAGUUUUCAAUGAAUGCUUUUGUGGUGUCUUGCAAUGCUUUUUUUUUCCUUUUUUUUUCUCCUGAGCAGAACAAAUGGCCUCCAUACAUUAAAACCAGAACAGCUGCUUAUAAUUGGGAAAAAAAAUGAGCAUUUUAAAUAGAAAACAUGAAAAUGUUGUAUCCCCAAAAUAAAUGUCUGUAAUUUGUUUCUAAUUAUCCAGUGAACACAAACAGAACAUUACAUGCCCGGGGGAAGAAAAAGAAAAAGGAGCAGAGGGAUGUUCUGAUGUCGGCUGCAUAUUGUUUUAGUUUGAAAUAAACAUGCUUUGUCUGUUUAAAA
Molecule: messenger RNA, 4684 nt
Organism: Neolamprologus brichardi
Lineage: Eukaryota; Metazoa; Chordata; Actinopteri; Cichliformes; Cichlidae
Source: RefSeq, a predicted model, not a curated record